Molecule: messenger RNA, 654 nt
Organism: Rhagoletis zephyria (snowberry fruit fly)
Lineage: Eukaryota; Metazoa; Arthropoda; Insecta; Diptera; Tephritidae
Source: RefSeq, a predicted model, not a curated record
AUGCGCACCAAUAUGAGUGUGACCAUUGUGGCUAUGGUCAAUCACUCACAGGCGGCCAACAACUCCAGCAAUGAGACCUGUCCGGUUACCGGGAAUGGUCAAAGUGGAGACGAUGCUUCAAUGGAAGGUGAAUUCUUCUGGGACGAGACACUGCAGGGGCACAUUCUGGGCAGCUUCUACUACGGCUACAUUGCCACCAACUUCAACGGCGGCCAGCUGGCCGACUACAUCGGCGUCCGAUGGCUCUGUGGAUCGAUCACGCUGAUCUCAGCGUUGUUGACGCUGGCCACGCCCGUUGUCGCCCGCUUCAACGUCUACGCGCUGAUUGCCCUGCGCAUCGGAACAGGUCUUUGUCAGGGAGUUCUCACUCCGGCCAUCUACGCACUGCUCGCCAAUUGGAUUCCCCGAAAUGAGCGCGGCCUGGUGCUUGCUCUGAUUCAGGUGGGAGGAAACUUUGGCGCAGUCUUUGCUACCGUCUUCUCAGGCUUCCUCUGCAAGUACGGCUUUGCAGGCGGCUGGCCAUCGGUGUUCUACGUCUUUGGCAUGGCCGGUGUGGUGUGCUUCUUCCUGUGGAUUUUCACCAUCUACGACAGUCCGGACAAGCACCCAAGAAUACUCAAAUCAGAGCUGAAGAAAAUUAAGUUGACGGCCUCA